AUGACGCCCAGUCCCCCUGAUGAAGCUCUUCACUUUCGCGGAAAGACCUUGACUCCGGAAAGCCCGCGCCCGUUGCAUAUUCCGGAACCUUCCAAUAUCCCGGUUCUGGAAAAUCAAAUGGACCCGGUCUUCAAUGAUACAGCGACAUAUCAACGCCCAGAAGGAUCACAACGGUACGAUCGCGAGGGGGCGCGCAACGGGUGGUCAGAAAUUGCCCGGGAUGGACAAGAUCACUCCGCGGGGUCGCGCAAGAAGCACACGGAUAGCUCACGGGGUGCGCAGUGGAUGGCCCAGCCUACGGUGAACGACUCGUCAUCCUCCUCAGCAGAGCACUUGUAUCCGCCCCAGACUGCCGUCUUCUCGCAAAAUGUGGCCGCUAUGAGCGACAACGUCAGCAGCACCCCGCAGCCCAUGGACCCAGGUCUCGCCUGCAUGGGAGCCCACUAUUCCUAUGCACAACCCGCCGACAUAGAGCCCCAGCAGGCGUACAGCUCGACUAGAAGUGAUCUCCAUCCUCCCCCCACAGCAUCAUCUUCGAACCCAUCACAAUCCAUAGGACACGCGAACGGUAACAUGGCUUCUGCCCCCAGGGAAGUGAAUCUUCAGAUCCUGCUUGACAACCUCUCUCAACAAUCGGCCACCGCAAAAGACGGCGCCACACUUCCUGCUGCAGGUGACCGCGCCUUGGAUCACCGACUCCCGUCGUACGAGUCCGUCCCCUCUAGUGUUCAAUCUACGUGGAAUUCUGCCUCGGGUUCAGACCCGCCUCAUCCCCACGCCCAUCAAGAGCAUCCUCAGCCCCAAGAGGAGACCACUCUGGCCUCAUCAUUGGCUGGUCCGAAUUCCGCCUCCAGCGCCUACGUAGGCUCGAGCAGUAAUCUUUCGCAUCAUCCCAGUGCCCAAUCUUGUGACGUGAACGCGCCAGGAGCCGACUCCGGCGAGACAGAGCUUUCUCCCUCGGCUACUAUCAAGCGUCAGCAAUCGCCUCUGACAUCGACCAGCGACCCCAAAGUGGACCAGGACGCGAGUCGCUCCCCCAAGAGAGCACGCAUUGAGAGACAGCUAGUCCGCGGCGGCAAGACAGAUGAUGACCAGCCAUGGGGCCCGGAGGUUCAAAAGAAGUAUGACGAGUUCCUCCACCAGGAACGGGUUUAUGUUACUGAGGGACUUUGGGAUCGGUUCCCCAUGGGUUCCCGACUGUUUGUCGGUCAGUCCUCUUCCUUUUCAUUCGACCAUUCACAGUGGAUUGCGACUGUGAGCUUACCGUUCUUCCUUACGUUUGCAGGCAAUCUUCCAACCGAGCGAGUCACGAAGCGAGAUAUGUUCCAUAUAUUUCACAAAUAUGGCAAACUAGCCCAGAUUUCCAUCAAGCAGGCCUACGGCUUCAUUCAAUUCGUCGAAGCUACUGCCUGCCAUGCGGCUCUUCAGCACGAGCAAGGGGCCAUCAUAAGGGGGAGGAAGAUCCAUCUUGAAAUAUCCAAGCCCCAGAGAUCUACCGCGAGAGCGGUCCCUGCGGCAGAGACAUCUCGUGCACCUCUGCCUCGCCGCUCCCGUUCCCCCGACUACGGCCGUGCGGCACCGGCCCGGGGCGCCGUUCGUGCACCGAUCGAUCGGUAUGAGCGACCGCACGAGUCGAGUCGAAUCCCAUUCAGUGACUUCCGAGACGAGGCAUCUCACCGAAGGCGCGAUGAUUAUCGUCCCCCCCGCUCUCCUUCACCGCGACCGUCCCGAGCUCGGGAUGGCUAUCGAUCGCGAGACCGAACGCCGGAGCGAUUCGAACGCCGCGAACGUAGACGGUCCCGGUCGUCUCGCUCUCCUCGAUCUCCCUAUGCUCGUGAUCGUCGCUAUCGAAGCUCGAGUCCCAGGCACCGGAACAGCUACGAAGGAGAGGCGGAACUACCUGUGCCUCGCCGCGCACCUCGGGACGUACCCGAAGUGCAGGUGCUUGUGCUCGAGGAGAUCGACCGGUAUGUUACCACCGCCUUACCCACUUUACCCACUGAUUUUGCAAUUGUGUCUGACGGGUCUCGUGCGAAAAGAAAUUUUGUUCUUCAAGUGGAAAACGCGUUUCGCAACCGUGGCUUGCGCGUCGACGUACUCGUUCUUGGACCUCGAAUUCCUCUCGGUGCAGCAGUCCAACGUCAAUUCGUCGAAGGUGUUCUCGCUGUUGUCAGACUCUCGCGAUCCAAUCAGUUCUCUCGGAAGAUCCCACUCCAAAUUUUCGACAGAAGUGCCGGCCCUGAGCAUGUCCGAUUCACCGACUACCCAGAGUUAGAUCCCAGUAUCGCCGCCGAGGUCAUGUUCCACCAAGCGCAAGCGAUGCAACGCGGCCCAGCGGCACCUUUUGCUCCUCAUCCAGCCUUUGGAGCCGCUCCAAUGUCUCUGGGAUUGCCUCCGCCUUCUGUAGCCGCACUUCCUAAUGCUCAUAUGGCUAAUCUCAUCAGCACGCUUGAUGGACCUGCUCUUCACUCCCUUCUUUCGGCUCUUCAGCAACGGCCCGGACCACAAUCCAACCCGGUUUCAGCCACUCAAUCACCUUUCGCGUCCCCCAACCCCCCAUCGCCAGCCGAUUUGGCGACUCUUUUGAGCAACACCAAUCGUGCGCCCCCCAUGACCUCUCUCCAUCCUCCACCAAAUCUCCCUCCACAACAGGUUCCUCAUCAGCCCUACGCCCUUCCGCAACCCAACCUUCCCAUGGUCACCGAUCCCAAUCUGCUUUCACUUCUGGCAAAAGGUCUAGGAGUGCCACAGACACAAGCGCAGCCUCCACUCGGUUCCAAUGUGCAGAACCUGAUGCACCAUUUUUCGAAGUGGAAGCAAUGA
Molecule: messenger RNA, 2823 nt
Organism: Penicillium diatomitis
Lineage: Eukaryota; Fungi; Ascomycota; Eurotiomycetes; Eurotiales; Aspergillaceae
Product: putative RNA-binding protein (Nab3)
Exons: 3
Coding region: 1-2823 (940 amino acids)
Molecular function (GO): RNA binding
Source: RefSeq, a predicted model, not a curated record